This is a messenger RNA of Rattus rattus (black rat), 1429 nucleotides long. RefSeq names its product murinoglobulin-1-like. Bases 146 to 1300 code for a protein of 384 amino acids. NCBI's taxonomy places the organism in Eukaryota, Metazoa, Chordata, Mammalia, Rodentia, Muridae. The record is from RefSeq and is a predicted model, not a curated record. Gene Ontology annotation, cellular component: extracellular region. The transcript has 11 exons.
AGCCUUUGUGCUCAAGUCUUUUGCCCAAGCUCGAGCCCUCAUCUUCAUCGACGAAUCACACAUCACCGACGCCUUCACCUGGCUCUCCAAGCAGCAGAAGGACAGUGGCUGCUUCAGGAGCUCCGGAUCACUGUUCAACAAUGCCAUGAAGGGUGGAGUCGAUGAUGAAAUCACCCUCUCUGCCUAUAUAACCAUGGCCCUUCUGGAAAGUUCACUCCCAGACACGGAUCCUGUUGUCUCCAAAGCCCUGAGCUGCCUAGAGGCAUCUUGGGACACCAUAGAGCAAGGAAGAAAUGGCAGCUUUGUGUACACCAAGGCACUGAUGGCCUAUGCUUUCGCUCUUGCGGGAAACCAGGAGAAGAGAAACGAAAUCCUGAAAUCCCUUGAUAAGGAAGCUAUAACAGAAGACAACUCCAUCCACUGGGAAAGACCUCAGAAACCCACAAAAUCAGAGCGUUAUCUGUACACACCCCAGGCUUCCUCUGCUGAAGUAGAGAUGAGUGCCUAUGUCGUCUUAGCUCGCCUCACUGCCCAGCCAGCCCCAUCCCCUGAGGACCUGGCUUUGUCAAUGGGCACCAUCAAGUGGCUCACAAAGCAGCAGAAUUCCCAUGGCGGCUUCUCCUCCACACAGGACACUGUGGUGGCCCUUGAUGCUCUGUCCAAAUAUGGAGCAGCUAUGUUUUCCAAAAGUCAGAAAACUCCUUCGGUGACCGUCCAAUCUUCAGGGUCAUUUUCCCAAAAGUUCCAAGUGGACAAGAGUAAUCGCCUGUUACUGCAGCAGGUCUCAUUACCAGACAUUCCUGGGAACUAUACCGUCAGUGUGUCAGGGGAAGGAUGUGUGUAUACUCAGACUACGCUGAGAUACAACAUGCCCUUGGAGAAGCAGCAGCCUGCAUUUGCUCUAAAGGUGCAGACAGUACCCCUGACUUGUGACAACCCCAAAGGCCAGAACAGCUUCCAAAUCUCACUAGAAAUCAGUUACACGGGGAGCCGUCCAGCCUCCAACAUGGUGAUUGCUGAUGUGAAGAUGCUCUCUGGUUUCAUCCCAUUGAAACCAACCAUGAAGAAGCUUGAAAGAUUAGAGCACAUAAGCAGAACAGAAGUGACCACCACCAACGUCCUGUUAUAUUUGGACCAGGUAACCAAUCAGACACUGUCCUUCUCCUUCAUCAUUCAACAAGACAUCCCAGUAAAGAACCUGCAGCCUGCUAUUGUGAAAGUGUAUGACUACUAUGAGACAGAUGAAGUGGCUUUUGCGGAAUACAGCAGCCCCUGCAGCUCAGACAAACAAAAUGUUUGAAACUCAUAUCUGUGGACAAGGCAUUGCUGGAAUCCCCAAACCAGAGAACUUUCAAGGUGGUGAUUUGUGUUUGUCUCUGAAAUACAAAUACUGAACAAUCUUGGUAAAUAAAGACAUAAUUCUAGCGAG